Molecule: messenger RNA, 1759 nt
Organism: Cannabis sativa
Lineage: Eukaryota; Viridiplantae; Streptophyta; Magnoliopsida; Rosales; Cannabaceae
Product: NAC domain-containing protein 89
Exons: 7
Coding region: 236-1357 (373 amino acids)
Biological process (GO): regulation of DNA-templated transcription
Molecular function (GO): DNA binding
Source: RefSeq, a predicted model, not a curated record
UGUGCGGGUGUACCAUGGUUAAAUUUAACAAUAGUAAUGUUUAACCAUGAUUACUGAUACUCCAGUAGUACUGCCACUCUACUAUAUAAGUACCCCUAAGAGCUGGGGCCUGAGUAGCAAUUAAAGAAUCCGGGGAUCUUUUCUCUCUCAGUUUGCCAGCUUGACAGACAUUCAUUCUACAGACGACCACAGAUCGAAUUUUGUCACUGCUUUGUUACCUUUAUAUCAGGCUGCCAUGUGUCCACCAGCAACUUCCCCAUCCCAUGAAAUUAGUACUUUUUGUUCUGGUGAGGAGAUAAUUAUGUCUAUGGAGAAAAUGGAGAGCGGCAUUCCACCUCCAUGCAAUGUUAUUUCUGAUGUAAAUCCUUUUGAACACAUGCCUGAAAAUUUACCUGAUGGAAUUUGGUUUUACAUUAUGUCUAAGGUUGAAAAGGAUGCAAGUUUUGGAUACUGGAGACCAAAAGGGGAGGCUUGUCAAAUUUUUUCCAAUUCUUCAAUUACUGGUUGGAGAAAUACUCUUGACUUCUUUGAAGGUCAAGCUCCUCACGGGCAUAAAACUAAUUGGGUUAUGCAAAAGUACUGGAUUACUUGGAAUAUCUUACCUAAAGAUAACAAUGAAAAGGAAAGCUUGCUUUGCAAUAUCUUUGUUGUUGAUGAACAAAAGUCUAACCAUGGAAUGCCUCAGAAGAUUGCUAGAGCUGAUAUGGCUAGUCAAUCAACACAAUCAGUUAUUCAAAGGUCUGAAAACUACACAGGACAAAGUUCUACUAGUAAGCCUCAGACAAGCGAGGAUAACGAGAUUGGAAACAGAGUAAGUGCUCCUACUAAUCUUGUGGACAUUGUACCACCAGCUGACAGUGAUUAUCUUUCUGGAGGUGACUUCUUAGAACUGCUGGAUCUUCAGAUUCCACCAUCACCUUCUUCUAGUUCGGAUUCAAGUUGUGUGACUAUGUCAUCAGAGGAAUGUUUCGAUGCCCUAGAUUUGUUGGCAGACAUAGAGUCGGAGAAGGAGAAACCCUUUGACUUGGUGCAAAACAAUGCUGGUUGCAAGUUAAGCGUUUUUGUUUCUUCCAAACCAACUGAGAUGGUUAUGCAUCCAGCAUUGACAGGAACUUGCAAGUCACAAAGCAAAGAAUUAGAAGGUUCAGCAAAAAUCCCAGAUGAGAAGGUUUUGAAGAAUCCAAUCAAAAAUCAGAAGCCUGAUUUGAAGAUUGAAGGUACAUCAUCAACUUGUGGAAAUCGACUCGAGUCACAAGGUGGCAACAAAACAGAAGAAGAAGAAGAAGAAGACAAGAAAGAAGCUCAUGGGAGAAGGAAAAAGCUUCGGAAGAAGUAUCUCUGCUUCAUGCCAUUUUAAGGAUUAUAGUUUGACUCUAUUGUUUGUAUAAUAGAAUGUCUGUUCUCGCAAUAUAUAAAUAUAUAUUAAUAGAAUUAUUGUCUUUUGGCAAUUGGAAAUAGGAUAGUGUUGUUUGUGAAGUAGUUGGUUCAAAGGUCAUUUUCACACUUAAAUGAAGACAGAUUGUGGGAUUGUGAUUAGUUAAAUGAGUGUAUUUAGAUACAUAGUAAUAAGAUAGAGAGGUGAAAUAUAUUCGUAGAAAAGAAGGGUGGAGAGAUCAAACGUUGUAAUAAGGUAUUUGCCCAGUUAAUUCGGAAGGACCCCUUUGAUAGAAGGAAGACAAAUCAGCUUCUGUACUACUACUAAUGAUAUCUACACUCACAAAGUACCCAAAUCUUUUAAAAAAUAGUAUUAUUGUAAAUA